Messenger RNA from Physcomitrium patens, 1726 nucleotides. RefSeq lists its product as uncharacterized. Gene Ontology annotation, biological process: protein phosphorylation. Gene Ontology annotation, molecular function: cAMP-dependent protein kinase activity; ATP binding. Lineage: Eukaryota; Viridiplantae; Streptophyta; Bryopsida; Funariales; Funariaceae. Gene Ontology annotation, cellular component: cAMP-dependent protein kinase complex. The record is from RefSeq and is a predicted model, not a curated record.
UCAUAUCUAGUGGUGUGAUUUGGCUAACUCAUUCAAGAGGAAUUCGUGUCGAAUUCGGUUACGAGUGUGGGUGGACGAUGUGGCGGAGGAGUAUGAAGGGAUGUGGAAUGGUGGACUCGGUUAGGGCACCACCACCACCACCAUGCUUGCGCCACAAAAUCAUGAGGCAUGGUCUUUCCCCAACACCAUAAAUUGAAUGUGCCCAGGCUGCCUGUUUCGUCGGAGCACAAAGCUUGAAGUCUCUGGAACACACUGCAGUCUUGCCGAGUAGUUUGGAAGGUGGAGUGCAAACUGUUAAAAAAACAUGCAUCAGUUUUGAGAUACUCACUCUCUCAUUGACUCCUUGAGAAGGAGCAAGUUGUCCGCUCUCGCAAUGCACGCACAUGGUCACUUGAUAUUAAAUUUGCUUAUGCUCAUGAAUCAGUUUGGCAUGCAAAAUACAAAGACAUCGAAGACGUUUGAAGUUAUGCUUUCAGCAUGUAUGUGCUCCGGAUCCACGUCCAUUUUCUGCGUGUAGUGACUGAUAUAGAUUGACACAAUGUUUGGGAGGCUUUUUUCCAAGUCGAAGGGGUCGUCUGGGGAAUCGGACGGAGGAGGCGGAGGAAGUGAUCCUCCUUCAGAAAAGGUGUGGCUUGAAGGGUGUAAAUUUUCGGAUUUCAAGUUGGGUCCUAUUUUGGGAACGGGAAGCUUUGGUCGAGUUCACGUUGCGCAUCACACUCCGACUGGUCAAGUUUGCGCCACCAAAUCUUUAUCUAAGGCCUCAAUUGUUAAAUCAAAACAGGUGCUGCACGUGAAGCAAGAAAAAUCAAUCUUAGCGAAGAUAUCACACCCUUUUGUGGUUAAUCUGCUUGGAUGUUGCCAAGAUGAUCAGUGUGUACAUCUUGUUAUAGAAUAUGUUUGUGGGGGCGAGUUUUUCACCUACCUACGCAGCACUGGGCGUUUUGAUGAGGCGACCACUAGAUUUUAUGCCUCACAAGUAUUAUGCGCAUUUGAGUAUCUGCAUAGUAUGGAUAUCAUAUACCGAGAUCUUAAGCCUGAGAACCUGCUGCUUGAUGCGAAAGGAAAUCUCAAGGUCACUGAUUUUGGGUUCGCUAAGCAGAUCGACCGAAGAACCUACACUUUGUGUGGUACACCUGAUUACCUUGCUCCUGAGAUUAUUCUGAAUAAGGGCCACGGCAAGCCUGUUGAUUGGUGGACUUUUGGAGUUUUGAUAUACGAGAUGUUAGCUGGAUAUCCUCCUUUCUAUGAUGAUGAUCCUGUCGGCACAUACCAAAAAAUACUAAGUGGUAAAAUACAAUUUCCAGGACACUUUUCAAAGAGUGCAAAAGACCUUUUAAGAAGACUCCUAGUAGCAGACUUGACAAAGCGAAUAGGAUGCUUAAAAGGAGGAGUGAAGGAAAUCAAAACACAUGCAUGGUUUCAAACUGUCGACUGGGAUGCUGUUGUUUCCAAAAAAGACACUCCUCCCAUUCGACCCAAAGUCUCAUCCAAGGAUGACACUAGCUGCUUUGAUGACUACUCCAAGCUAGGCCCCAUGAAACACGACUUUGUCUUGACAUCUGAAGACCAACUACAGUUCGAAGGCCUUUAAAACGUCCAGGUUCUCAAUCUGGUCAAAAAAACCGACCUCUCCAUCCAAGUCCAUGCCAUAGCAACUCCCAACAACUGGACAUCAUUGUAACAUGUAACAAUCGUGAAUAGAUUUCGUUUCUCUCGCUACCACUCA